Dryobates pubescens (Downy woodpecker) is the source of this 2427-nucleotide messenger RNA. It is a transcript of the gene VEGFC, whose product is annotated as vascular endothelial growth factor C. Lineage: Eukaryota; Metazoa; Chordata; Aves; Piciformes; Picidae. Gene Ontology annotation, biological process: vascular endothelial growth factor signaling pathway; response to hypoxia; positive regulation of angiogenesis. Gene Ontology annotation, cellular component: membrane. The transcript is spliced from 7 exons. Bases 416 to 1669 code for a protein of 417 amino acids. The record is from RefSeq and is a predicted model, not a curated record. Gene Ontology annotation, molecular function: growth factor activity; vascular endothelial growth factor receptor 3 binding; chemoattractant activity.
GGCGAACGGAACUCCCCGGGUGCGACUGGCCAGCUGCUCGCUCCCGCUCUGCCGCUCUCUCCCUCCCUCCUGCCCUUCCCUCCUCCUCUCUGUGCUUUCCACCUCCCUUGCUCCCGAGUGAGCGCAGCCUCGGAUGUCCGGUUUCCUGGUGGGUUUUUUACCUGGCAAACUCCGGAUAACUUUGGUGGGAAUUUGCAAAGCGGCUGGUAAAGUUGGGAACUCCCUUGCAGGCGUCUAGGAGCUGCUGCUACCGCGUCUUCUCCAUCCUACGGAUUUACUGCCUUGGAUAUUGCGAGGGGAGGGAGGGGGGAGAGGACAGCGAAAGAAAAGGGGGAAAGGAAGACAAGGAGCCUCAUAAUUUCGCUUGCAUUCCUCCGGCGGCCCCGCUCCGCGCGCGCUCUGCCAUCUUUGCACCAUGCACUUGCUGGAGGUGCUCUCCCUGGGUUGCUGCCUCGCUGCCGGCGCCGUGCUCCUGGGACCCCGGCAGCCGGCCGCCGCCGCCUACGAGUCCGGCCAGGGGUACUACGAGGAGGAGCCCGACGCGGGGGAGGCAAAGGCUCAUGCAAGCAAAGAUCUGGAAGAGCAGUUGCGGUCUGUGUCCAGUGUGGAUGAACUCAUGACAGUACUUUACCCAGAAUACUGGAAAAUGUUCAAAUGUCAGUUGAGGAAAGGAGGUUGGCAACACAACAGGGAACACUCCAGCUUUGACACAAGAUCUGACGAUUCCCUGAAAUUUGCCGCAGCACACUAUAAUGCAGAGAUCCUGAAAAGUAUUGAUACUGAAUGGAGAAAAACUCAGUGCAUGCCACGUGAAGUGUGUGUGGAUGUGGGAAAAGAGUUUGGAGCAACUACAAACACCUUCUUUAAACCCCCAUGUGUAUCCAUCUACAGAUGUGGAGGUUGCUGCAAUAGUGAAGGACUCCAGUGUAUGAAUAUCAGCACAAAUUACAUCAGCAAGACAUUGUUUGAGAUCACAGUGCCUCUCUCCCAUGGCCCCAAACCUGUAACGGUCAGUUUUGCCAAUCACACGUCCUGCCGAUGCAUGUCAAAGUUGGAUGUUUACAGACAAGUUCAUUCCAUCAUAAGACGUUCCUUACCAGCAACUCCAACUCAGUGUCAUGUGGCAAACAAGACCUGUCCAAAAAAUCAUGUUUGGAAUAACCAAAUUUGCAGAUGUUUGUCACAGCAUGAUUUUGGUUUCUCUUCUCACCUUGGAGAUUCUGACACAUCUGAAGGAUUCCAUAUUUGUGGACCAAACAAAGAGCUGGAUGAAGAAACCUGUCAAUGUGUCUGCAAAGGAGGCUUGCGGCCCUCAAGCUGUGGACCUCACAAAGAAUUAGACAGAUCCUCAUGUCAGUGCAUGUGCAAAAACAAACUCCUCCCUGCUUCCUGUGGGCCCAACAAGGAAUUUGAUGAAGCUAAGUGCCAGUGUGUGUGCAAAAAGACCUGUCCUAAACAUCAGCCACUAAAUCCUGCAAAAUGUAUCUGUGAAUGUAUAGAGUCUCCUAAUAAAUGCUUCUUAAAGGGAAAGAGGUUCCACCACCAGACAUGCAGUUGUUACAGACCGCCAUGUACAGUUCGAACGAAACGCUGUGACGCUGGAUUUUACUUCAGUGAAGAAGUGUGCCGCUGUGUACCCACAUACUGGAAAAGACCACAUGUGAAUUAGUGAAGAGAGCACUACUUGCUAUUUUGGGGUAUAUUUUCCCAUUAGAACAACAACAACAAAAAAAAGAACAACAGAAACUGUGCUAAUAUUUGGAAUUAAAUGUUCACCAGAGACCCUGUGGGGCUUUCAGAGACAGACUCCUUGUGCUUUUCUCAAGAUGUGGAAAGCAAAUGUAGAAAAUAACUGAGGUUCAUGUUUUGUAAAGAACUCAAUAAGGACUUAUUUUCUGCCAAUGACCAAACAGCCUAGGUUCUCCUUCAUGUGAUUUUUUUUGUUUUUAAGAGAUAAUGACUAUAUAAUUUAUUUCCACUAAAACUAUUGUGCAGCAUUUCUGUUUAUAGCAGUAACAAUUGUUAAAGCUCACUGUGAUCAAUAUUUUUAUAUCAUGCAAAGUAUGUUUAAAAUAAAAUGGAAAUUGUAUUAUAUAAUGGUGAGAAUGUUUAAUCCUCUGCCUGAAGAAAGGAACUACAAUUCAACAUUAGUGAGGUUCUUAAAAGGAUGAAAGGCAAUCAAGAGAAAGCACUUAUGAAAGGAAAAUUACUGACAUUUUCUCAUACCUGUUGUAUAUGUUAUUUGAAAUAGAAAGAGCUGUACAUACUGUCUCAUGACCCAGUGAUAUUUCUGUCUCUAGAACAAAAUUAGCAAACUAAAUAGAAUUAAUAACUAAUUAAAACACUGGAGAUCCUGUACAUUGCCCAAGGAUAAGGACUGUGUUUAAGGGCCACCAGCAAGUAUUCACAUUCCAAUAUUUUCACUUU